UAAAUAAUCAGCUCAGCUUACGAAAAUUUAUCGUGUGAAUGUUGUAAUUUAUAUUAUUUCAAAACAGACCUCUGGCCUCAGCCAUUGGAUCAAAAUUGUACUAGUGGUUAAGAAAUUAUUUAUAUGUUGCUGCAGUUGAUAUUAGCGCCGAUAUGGCAACCCAUGAAGGAUCAAUUGAGCCUUUUUAGGGCUCUGGCAACGGGCGGACGGAUACCGGGUACCAAUCUGGUACUGAUGCCGGUACCAGGCGGUAGAUGUCGCUUUGGCCUAAUCGAACACAUUAUGAUGGCCCUCGCCGGCGCCUGGCUGGUGUUCCGUGUCAUCUGCUGUGAGCUGGCCAUCGAGGAUAGGCAGCCGCCGCCAGUGAGACGGCAGCGCAAGAACGCUUACAAUGUGAGACAAACGGAAGCGGAGACAAAUACGGCGUGCUCAACUGAUGCCAACCAUAUUAUGAUGGUGCAACAACAAAAGGAGCCAAUGCCGGAGACAGACCCAUUGCUUGAGACGGAGGAGAUGUUCUAUUGGGGCUGCCAGCGAUUGCGCAGACAUCAACCGAUACUCAAAUUUACGCGCACUCAACUAGACAAAUUGCUGCGCUUGGAGCGCAAUGCUGAGGACUACGACGACAACGAUGAUGAUGAUGAUGAUGAUGAUGAUUAUGAAGAAGCAAAUGGAAAUGAUGAUAAUGACAAUGGCGAUCCCGGUGACAACAAAUCAGAGAAUUUAAAUAGUGAACAAAAUAGCAUAGUUAAUCCAUCAGCGUCCGUCGAAGAUAUCGAGACGCAUUGCAAUUCCACAAGAAAUCCAGGCGCAGCAGAAGAGAAACAUGUAGAAUUGGGAAGAGCGUAAGAUGCCCAGUUGUCUGCAUGUGUCAGUGUGCCUGUGCCGCUAUGUGUGUCUGUGUGUGUGUGUGUGUGUAAAUGUGUGUUUGUGUCUCAAUUUUGUUGAGCGCGGGUGAGACUGUAAGUGGAGCUGUCUGUGUGUGUGUGUGGAAGGGUGAAGGGCAAACCAAGUAAUAAUGCUAAGCGCAGCGCGUUCAUGUUGCUGCCCCACAAAAGGAGAACGAACUCGGCACACGCUCACACAUACACAUACACACAUGCACAUGUAUGAAAAACAAACACACACACACACGCAUACAGUACACAAACCAAACGAAAAAAAAAAAAAAAAAAUGGCAACAAAUUUUGACAACGGACGAUUUCAAUCGAAAUUUUAUAUUUCAUAUGCUAUUAUUGGAAUCAAUACAAUAAUUAUUCCACUAAAAAAAAUGCAUGUAUCAAAACUCUA
Molecule: messenger RNA, 1290 nt
Organism: Drosophila virilis
Lineage: Eukaryota; Metazoa; Arthropoda; Insecta; Diptera; Drosophilidae
Source: RefSeq, a predicted model, not a curated record